Molecule: messenger RNA, 4572 nt
Organism: Tarenaya hassleriana
Lineage: Eukaryota; Viridiplantae; Streptophyta; Magnoliopsida; Brassicales; Cleomaceae
Product: eIF-2-alpha kinase GCN2
Exons: 29
Coding region: 636-4349 (1237 amino acids)
Biological process (GO): protein phosphorylation; mitochondrial translation
Cellular component (GO): mitochondrion
Molecular function (GO): ATP binding; protein kinase activity; protein binding
Source: RefSeq, a predicted model, not a curated record
UUGAUUCUCUCUCUCUCUCUCUCUCUCUCUCUCUCUCUCUCUCUCUCAUGUACCGUUGGCUCGUCAACGGAUUGCCACGUCACAUGCUCAUACAAUUACGGAUUUACCCCGGAAACUGGAUAAGGCCCUCCCUUAUUGGACCAUUAUUGGGUUUCAGUAUUUGUCGGCCUAUUGAACGCGGCCCAUUUAGGCCCAUAUUCAUCCGAAGCGAGGGUGUAUGUAAUUAGUAUAAUACACCCAGUGGUGGCGCCAUCUAAGAACAGCAUUGCGAUGCAAUUUGAACAAAUUGCAUAAGCGAUCAAAUUGGGUUCAACGGAGUGCGUCAUUUUGCUUGAUCGAUAUCGUAGAACAUCGAGCUGAAUCCAGUAAGAGGUUUCUCCGGUCAAUUUCCGGCGAUACCUGGAUCUGAAGAUACCGUGUUUUUUUAGUAAUCGUCGUCAAUGGUACUCUUUGGUUGAAGUCUCGAACCGACGGCGUCUCUUGAUUGUUUCUCGUGAAUGGUGAUAUAGGAGAUCCGGGGAUAAAGAUUUUUUGGUGGGUUGGCUUUCGUUGGUGUUGAUUAGACGAUUUGUGGAGAGGGGUUAUUUCUGGGGUUUUCGAAGAGAGAAGGAAAACGGAGGGUUUUCGGGUGAGGAAUGGGUCGGACUUCGAAGAAGAAGAAGAAGCGAGGAGGGAGUGGAAGAAGGGGUCAGCUGAAGGACCAUGGAUCAAAUGCUGAUGAAGAGAACGAGCUUCUCUCUGAGGAGAUCACUGCUCUCUCAGCUAUAUUUCAGGAGGACUGCCAAAUUGUCUCAGGUUCACGUUCACCUCCUCAAGUAGUAAUAAAACUCAGGCCUUACUCAAAGGAUAUGGGUUUCGAGGAUAUUGAUAUCUCUGCAGUGCUUGUAGUUAGAUGCUUACCAGGAUAUCCUUACAAGUGCCCAAAGUUGCAGAUUACUCCAGAAAAAGGGCUGACAACAGUUGAUGCUGAUAAACUUCUAUCUCUCCUUCUGGACCAGGCAAACUCGAAUGCUCGAGAAGGGCGGGUUAUGAUCUUCAACUUGGUGGAGGCUGCUCAAGAGUUUUUGUCUGAAAUUGUUCCAGCUUUUCAAGCUGAGGAAUCCGUUUCAUCCUUGACUACACAUAGCAAUACUAAGCUCAUUGAGGAUGUUAUGGUUUCAAGCAAAGCAAAAUGCUCUUCUCCUGGACCUUUUGUAUAUGGUUUCAUAGACCUCUUUAGUGGCUUGGGAGAUUUGCAGAACUGGAGUCUGGGUACAGAUGAAAACAUGGGCAUAGUUUCUUCAGGGAAAUCCCAUUCGACAAGUGGUUUGAAAAUUUUGCAUGAGAAACCUGAAAAAGAUCUGGACAAAAAUGUGGGGCAAUUUAAAGACCAGGGGAAAAAACAAGUUGCUUUUCCUUCUCCUGUCCCCAUGCGAAAUACUCUUCAGGCAUCCAGCACUUCCUCUGAUUCAAGUAGUUCUUUCGAAGAAAUGGAAUCUAGAUAUAUCCAGAAAGAGAAGCAGGAAUCUAAUUCACAUGAAGACACAUCUGAAGGUGACCACAGCAAUUAUGAAACUGGGUCUUCGGAGUCCUCCUGGUCUUCCUUGUCCUUAACCCGAGAUCAAACGCCUCAAAUCAACAAGAAGGAUCUAUUAAUGGUCCAUCUGCUUCGACUUGCCUGUUCAUCCAAGGAGCCUUUGGCUGAUGCAUUGCCUCAAAUAACCGAUGAACUGCACAAGCUCGGUAUGCUGUCGGAAGGAGUGCUUGGUUUAGCUUCAAAAUCAUCUCCAGUAUUCAAUAAAACUUUUGAACACAUAUUCCAUCAAGACAUGGCCUCCAGUAGAGUUCCUCUAUUUUGGGAGCCAGCUUCGGAUUUUGGUGGGCCAAUUACUUCACUCCCAAGCUCACGAUAUCUCAAUGAUUUUGAAGAGUUAAAACCCCUUGGCCAUGGUGGUUUUGGUCAUGUUGUAUUGUGCAAAAAUAAACUGGAUGGAAGACAAUAUGCAGUGAAGAAAAUUCGACUGAAGGACAAAGAUAUUCCCGUCAAUAACCGGAUACUGAGAGAAGUAGCAACACUUUCCCGGUUGCAGCAUCAGCAUGUUGUACGUUACUAUCAGGCCUGGUUUGAAACAGGAGCUGCAAGUUCUUAUUCUGGUGCAAAUUGGGGUUCAAGAACCGCUGGCAGUUCCAUGUUCAGCUACUCGGGUGCAGUGUCAACGGAAAUUCCUGGACAGGAUAAUGCGCUUGAGUCUACUUAUCUAUAUAUUCAAAUGGAGUAUUGUCCCAGGACUCUCCGCCAGGUUUUUGAAUCAUAUAAUCACUUUGACAAGGAUUUUGCGUGGCAUUUAUUUCGCCAAAUUGUGGAAGGUCUAGCUCAUAUCCAUGGACAAGGGAUUAUUCAUCGGGAUUUAACACCAAACAAUAUUUUCUUUGAUGCCCGGAAUGAUAUCAAAAUUGGGGAUUUCGGUCUUGCAAAGUUCUUGAAGCUGGAACAGUUGGAUCAAGAUGGUGGAUUUUCUAUCGAUCCUGUUGGAAAUGAAGCCGAAAGGACCGGUGAAGUUGGUACUUACUUUUAUACAGCCCCAGAAAUUGAGCAAGGAUGGCCUAAGAUUGAUGAAAAGGCUGACAUGUAUAGCUUAGGAGUUGUGUUCUUUGAGCUUUGGCACCCUUUUGGAACAGCUAUGGAGAGGCAUGUUAUAUUAUCUAAUCUGAAACUGAAAGGGGAAAUUCCUGCUAAAUGGGUAAAUGAAUUUCCAGAACAGGCAUCUUUGUUAAAGCGCUUGAUGUCUUUAAGUCCGUCCGAUCGUCCCUCAGCCACUGAACUUCUUCAGCAUGUCUUUCCACCUAGGAUGGAAUCUGAGUUACUGGAUAGUAUUCUGAAAAUGAUGCAGACGUCUGAAGAGUCAAGUGUCUACGAUAAAGUAGUCAAUGCAAUCUUUGAUGAAGAAAUAUUAGAGAUGAAAGGUCACCAGUCCAAUAGAUUGAUCUGUACAAAUGAUACUUAUUCUGUUCAGUACACAGAGAUGGAUACUGAGCUUCGUGAUUAUGUUAUUGAAAUUGCAAAGGAAGUCUUUAGGCAACACUGUGCCAAGCACCUAGAAGUAAUUCCAAUGCGUUUGCUUGGCGAUUGCCCCCAGUUUAGCAGGACUACUGUGAAGCUUUUGACCAGUGGAGGAGAUAUGCUUGAACUAUGCUAUGAGUUACGGCUGCCUUUUGUGCAUUGGAUCAUUGUAAAUCAGGAAUCUUCAUUCAAGCGAUAUGAAGUGUCUCCUGUCUACAGGAGAGCAAUAGGUCACUCUCCCCCAAAUCCUUAUCUUCAGGCAGACUUUGACAUUGUUGGAGGUACAGCACCCUUGACAGAGGCAGAAGUUCUCAAGGUGAUAGUGGACAUCAUGGAGCGCAUCUAUCAUCGAGGCUCUUGUAACAUUCAUUUAAAUCACGGAGACCUGCUGGAUGCAAUUUGGUCGUGGACAGGAAUUAAGGCAGAGCAAAGGCCGAAGGUUGCAGAGCUUCUCUCCAUGAUGGGCUCCCUGCCUCCUCAGUCAUCUGAGCGCAAGUCAAAAUGGGUUCUCAUAAGGCGUCAACUUUUGCAGGGCCUGAAUUUACCCGAGGCUGUUGUCAAUAGGCUGCAGACAGUUGGUUUAAGGUUUUGUGGAGUUGCAGAUCAAGCACUUCCUCGUUUAAGAGGGGCUCUGCUUGCUGAUAAACCUACACGGAAAGCACUUGAUGAGUUGUCAAAACUCUUAAGCUACUUGAGAGUCUGGAGAAUAGAAGAACAUGUUUACAUAGAUCCGUUGAUGCCACCUGCUGAGAGUUAUCAUCGAAAUUUGUUUUUCCAGGUCUUCUUAACCAAAGAAAAUAGCUCAGGGUCGUAUAAUGAUGGAAUUCUGCUUGCUGUUGGUGGUCGUUAUGAUUAUUUGCUUCAUCAGAUGUGUGAUCGUGAAUAUAAAAUGAAUCUACCCGGUGGUGUUGGCGUCAGCCUGGCACUGGAGACAAUAUUUCAGCACCUUCCCAUGGAUUUAAGACCCUUUAGAAAUGAAGGCAACACUAGCGUACUUAUUUGUUCAAGAGGAGGUGGGGGUUUACUGGUUGAGCGCAUGGAACUGGCUGCUGAACUUUGGGAGAAAAAUAUAAAGGCUGAAUUUGUUCCUACACCGGAUCCAAGUCUUACAGAGCAGUACGAAUAUGCAAGCGAACACGAAAUCAAAUGUCUUGUAAUAAUCACAGACUCAGGUGUGUCCCAAGGAGGAUUCGUCAAGGUUCGACACCUCGAACUGAAGAGGGUGAAAGAGGUACAGAGAGAAGACCUUGUCAAAUUUCUGCUGGACGCGAUGGCUGCUCAAUUUAGAAACCCCUUGGUUUGGAGCUAGAAUCAAGUAACUGCCUUCCCCCAAAUGGGAAUCUCCUCAAAAUUUUGCGUCAUGAAGUUUAGACAUUUCACGAUGUAUGUACCUAUGUAUACGUGUGUAUAUCCGUGUUCAUUGGAGCUAAUAUCUGUCUUCAUGUUGUCAAUUUUUUGAAUGUCAAACGAGAUAUUAAUUAUUGUUAUGUAUUAGUAAAACAUUUUAGCCAAAACAAGGCCCUUAUAGCUCA